AUGAAAGUACAAGGGGAAAUAGUAGAGGAAGUAGUAAAGAAAGUAGUUGGAGAAGUAGUAGAGGAAGUAGUAGAGGAAGUAGUAAAGAAAGUAGAAGAGGAAGUAGUAGAGGAAGUAGUAGAGGAAGUAAUAGAGGAAGUAGCAAAGAAAGUAGAAGGGGAAAUAGUAGAGGAAGUAGUAGAGGAAGUAGAAAGGAAAAGCCCUGAGUACGGCAUGGGCACCACCACCACCUCCACCCUGGUGAUCAACGUGACGAGGGAACAUGACCAGGCAGCUGUAGUGUGUCAGGCCAAGAACCCUACCAGACCCAAGUCCCCGCUUACCAAUACCACCACUCUUGUCGUUCACUAUCCCCCGACGGUGAACGCUACUCUGGGUCGGACGCUCAAGCCCUCACUACUGAAAGAAGGAGACGAUGUUUAUUUUGACUGUAUCGUGUCCGCCAACCCUGAGGCCUCCUCUAUCACCUGGUAUCACGAGGGCACGGCGCAGGUACAGAACGUAACACAGGGGGGGAUCUUAGCAGGUGAGUCACUAGUACUGCAGAAGGUUGGACGACGACAAGCUGGCCAGUACACGUGUGCCGCCACUAACACCAUCACCACCACUACCAGCCCGCCAGUGACACUCAGGAUCAAGUACACGCCAGAGUGCCUAACGUCCCCAACUACUUACUUCAUCUACGAUAAGCCAAUCAACAUCACCUGCACCGUCUCCUCAUACCCGGCCGUCAAGAGCAUCCAAUGGCAGUGGAACAAUAGCAAUGAGAUCAUCAGCGAACAGCCAAUCACCGAAUCGCUAGACAGGGCAUCAGCACAGCUCACAGUGAACCCCGUGGCUAGUCCAGAGGAUCGGGCACUCUCCUGUUGGGCGGUCAACGAGAUGGGUAAACAAACAAAGCCGUGUGGGUUCUCUGUGAAGGUGGCCCAGACGCCGUUGCCGUUGUCGUCGUGUCGUCUGGCCAACAUCACCGCCUCCUCCCUUAGCCUUACCUGCCAGAGACCUGACGUCACCGCUGCUGGGAUGACACUCUACAGAGCCGAGGUGUACUUCGAGAACAGGACGCUCUUCGCCAACGUGACGUCACAUCGGCCUAACUUCAACGUGAGUCGGCUGGACGCUGGCACCAGUUACCAGAUCAAGGUGCAUCACCCACGGUCCUGUGACCUCCAGCCCGUGGUGGUGUCUGCCUAUACCUCCAGGACCUCCAGGACCUCCACAGGUGUGACCUCCCAGCCCGUGGUGGUGUCUGCCUAUACCUCCAGGACCUCCAGGACCUCCACAGGUGACUCCAGUUCAGAGGACAGCGGCACGUCCGUAGGUGGGGUUGUGGGCGGCCUAGUGGUGACGGUAGUAGUGCUAGUGGGCGUGGUGGCGGCCAGGAAAUACUGUAGGAGGCGCAGUAGAAUGAAGCAAGACCCACGUCCUCCCUCUGACGACAGUAACCCCGACGUUGUUCCCAACAUAGAGGAGACCUACGACCUUCUCUCAUCAGCUGAGAGCAAGGCAGACGCUACCCUUUAUGAGGUGUUGGAUGGCUCUAUGGCUGAGGAUAUACCCAUGUAUCAACCCUUCCUCCGGCAGGAUUCCCUGGGCCAACACUCGGACUCCUAUCACCCACUGGUGCUACAGCAACACUCGCCUAAGGAGAUCGACGACUACCCUGGCGUGAGGACCGACCUGUACUGCCCCGUCGACCAGCUGAUGCAGGCUGAGGAGAGCGUUGUAUGAGAGGGUCCCCGUGUGUGUUGGAGGACGCGAGCUGCUGGUGUAGUGGAGGACAGUGACAAUUUGGAGGAUUUUUGGAGAAAGAUGAUGGGGGAGAAGUUUAUAUUCGGUGAGAUUCUGUGAACGUGACCAUUGAAGAAUUUUUGGAGGAAAAGUGUGAAGAUAAGUUUUGUAGGGACUCUAGGAGGAAAAUUGUGGAGGAAAGUGACAAAUUUAAGGGAAAAGUCUAAGAUCUAAGAUGAAAAGAUUGGAAAUAUUUGUGGGAGAAAAGAAUAAAGGUCAAGUUAGUUUAUGAGGUAAUCUAAAAGAAAGAAACGGAGCAAAAUGACAUAGGAGAGACACUUGUAGGAGAAGUUUGUAUUGGAGAGACUUUAAGAGAAGGUUAAGGUAAAGUAUUGUAUAAGGACAUUUGUGUCUUAGAGAGAUAUAAGGUAAGAAAAGAGACUUAUCUUCAAGACACUUUUGAAGGAAGAGGCAGAAGGAAAAAGUUUGUUAGUAGAGACGAGGAAGAUACUGAAUUUUGGAGGAAACUAGACAAAAUCUCUCAUCUUGAAGGUACUUUUGGAGGAUAAAUUUACCUUUAAGAAACUCAGAGAAAAAAGUUAAGAGACAAGUAGUAUAUCGAGGGAAAAAAUAUCUCGGACUUACACUGGAAAGAGACCAAGAAAAGUGUUGGAUUUUGAGGAUAAAUUAUUAUGAAAAGGUAAAGUAGAGUGUCAAAUGUUAAGUACACUUUAGUAGGAAAAUACCAAAUUGUUAAAUCUUGAAUAAACCCAAGAUGGAAAAACCCGAUAAGAACGUUAUAUCUUGUAAAGGAAAACUCAAAGGAAAAUAUCAUUCCUUGUGUAAUUAUUCAGGAAAAAACCUAAAAAAUCCCAUCUUGAAAAAAAUAAAAAUAAAUAAAAAUAAAAAAUUGUUCAAUAAAGUAAUAUUUUCUCGCUUGGAAAUGGAAAAAAAAUCGAACAUUGACGACCAGAAAGACGAAUCCUUUUUAGAUACGUCAAUAGGGAGUGAGUUUCUAAGGUGGCCAUCUCGAGGCACUGAGCACCUGAGACAUAGACGAGAGUUUGAGAAGAAUUGGCCGCCAGAUAUCGUUACGGUGUACAUUGUGGCCACCAUUACCAGGAAGGAGAAAUGUUGCAUUAAUUUCCUGGUGCUCUUGUUAAUGAGGAAAUAUUAAUGACGGUGAAACAAGAGACGAGAGAAACGAUGGAGCCAGAUGGGUUGUGUGACUCUGUUUUGUUUCUUUAACGGAGAGAAAAGUUUAACCUGUGGAAAUGGUCAUAAAGGUGAUAUUUAGUCACGUAAAGAGAGUGAGAGAGAAAGAGAUAAGAGCUGAGACAAGAGACCUGACUAUCCUCAGUAACAGGUAACGGAGGUAACAUUGUACAAGUAACACCUGUUACUCUACUGUUACUGGUGGUGGCACCUGAACGGCGGCAGCCAGGUGCUUACUGCUGUACAUCAGGUGGGGAGAACCAGCAGGUGGUGAGAACCAGCAGGUGAUGAGAACCAGCAGGUGGUGAGAACCAGUAGUUGUUGAGAACCAGCUAGUGGUGUGAACCAGCAGGUGGUGAGAACCAGCAGGUGGUGAGAACCAGCAGGUGAUGAGAACCAGCAGGUGGUGAGAACCAGCAGGUGAUGAGAACCAGCAGGUGGUGAGAACCAGCAGGUGAUGAGAACCAGCAGGUGGUGAGAACCAGCAGGUGGUGUGAACCAG
Messenger RNA from Homarus americanus (American lobster), 3448 nucleotides. Its product is annotated as sialoadhesin-like. Bases 1 to 1731 code for a protein of 576 amino acids. The transcript has 11 exons. The record is from RefSeq and is a predicted model, not a curated record. Gene Ontology annotation, molecular function: protein binding. Lineage: Eukaryota; Metazoa; Arthropoda; Malacostraca; Decapoda; Nephropidae.